AAUCAUUUCUGUGUUGGCGCCAAAUCAUAAUUGAAUAUUGUUGAGUCUGAAAGAUGCAGCAGACCUUGGAUGUUCUUUUACGUGAGUUGUCAUGCAUAGACUUUUGUAAUAUUUCUUGGCCUAUAGAUGACUUUGAGAAAAGACGAAAGGAAGAAACAUAUGACAAGCUUAACAAUUGGUGUCGGAUUUGUGACAAGUUUCAAGACAGUCCGCAUUUAUUAGAUAAGCUAUUGGGUCAGUUGGUUAGCGAACUUGCUUCUAGGACGAAACAUAGUCUAGAGGCCUUGAAAAUUUAUGUAGACUCGUUUGGUACUUUGAAUGCAAAGGAGGAAGAAGAUUUCAAUUUGUUGUGCUCACCUUUUAUAGCACUCUAUCACAUUUCAAAGGUACGCGGGUUCAAGUUUGUUGCAAAGCUGUUUCCAAGUCAAGUCGAUGACGUCCUUACUGUGCUUCAACUAUGGAAAUUAUUUAAAGAAAUGCGAACUUUAGAAUAUUUUCCAUGGCAAGUUACAUAUGUCCUAUUCUUGUGGUUGUCGAAACUAUCACUACUUCCGUUCCGUAUAUACGACUUUGAUAGAUCUACUGAAAUAUCAGACGAACCUGCUUUUAUUGAUGAUGCUGUAGCCUUUGCGAAACAAAUGUUGAGCGUUUCCAGCAAAAAUCAAUACACUGCUGCAUAUUUUCUUGCAAAGAUUCUCACGAGACAGGACAUGCAAGGUCACUUAGCAAUAUACUUGGAAGAGUUUUUAAGAUUAUGGGAACAAUGUGAUAGGAUAGACAUUUCAGAAAUAUCUCAAAUAGGAUAUCUUCGUACCAUUGCAUGGAUAAUAGAAUUUGGGACGACAAACAAUUUUUUUGGCAAAACAGAAAGGCUGCUGACUACAUACUUCAAGAUAAUGAAUGCGACAACGAAUAUUGUCAUUCGUCAUUUAUGUGUUAAGAAUAUUCAGCGUUUAGCUCUUCUAUUUUUACCCAAAAAGGGUGCCUCCUGGUUGCACAAGAAAAGAUACAUCAAAAUUCAUGAUGAAGGCUCUAAAGAGACAACUGAAAAUGCAAAUCAAGAAACUUCACGAAAUGAUACAAUCGAUGAACAAACUGGAACCAUCCUAGCCACCAUUAUGGAAGCAUUAUUACAUCUGCUUGAUGACAAGCACACAGUUACAAGAUAUUCUGUGGCAAAGGGAAUCGGUCGCAUCUGUAUGAGACUUCCACAGAAUUUUUCGGAUCAAGCUUUGCAAAUGCUAGUUUCACUUUUGGAUACUGAUAUUGGAAGACAAUAUCGUUAUUUUUGGCAUGGAGCUUGUCUUACUCUUGCUGAAUGUGCUAGGCGUGGCAUCUUUGGUGAAGAAUAUCUGGAAAUAGUCGUAAAAUUCGUAUCUCAAGCACUGAGAUAUGACUUUGCUAAAGGCUCUCUUCAUAAUGGAUCUCAGGUGCGAGAUGCAGCUUGUUACGUUUGUUGGGCCUUUGCUAGGAGCUACAAUUCUUGUAUUCCUCUUAUGUUCUUAAAAGAACUAGUUACAAGUGUAGUUUGUGUUGCAUGUACUGAUCGAGAGCUUAAUUGUAGAAGAGCAGCAGCAGCUGCUUUACAAGAGCUUGUAGGGAGAACUAACCUCGUUUCCCAAGGAAUAGGCGUCAUAACUACUGCAGACUAUUUUUCCCUCAAUGACUUGUCGGAUUCUUAUCUAAAAGUUCUACCUACUAUAGCAUUUCUUGAUGAUGAAUGGUACCGUCUUCCUUUGAUAGAAGAAUUGAUCCAUAGAAAAACCCGACAUUGGGAUGCUGCAAUACGUCAUUUGGCGUCCACAUCUCUUGCCGUUGUACUAACCAAAGAUUCUGACUUCAUGUCAGAAAUUUUCCAAUCAACUAUGAAGCAGUUAUUUGUAAAUAUUUUCUCGGACGAACCGGAUGUCUGUCAUGGUUCGCUUCUUUCUAUGCACCAACUUUUGCAUUACAUCAAGGACGAGGAGAAAUUAAAGAGCAUUAUGAAUCCACUAUCUCUUGAUUGUAUUCGAAUCGCCACUUGCCAGUUGCUUGGAAGUUUCUUCGAAAGAAGAUUAUUUUGUGAACCACAGUUUGUCAGGAAAGUAAUCGACAUUUUAGAAUCGGAAAAUAAUGAGGUUCAAGAUGCUGCAGCUAGAGCGUUUGGAUCUAUCUGUUCUUACCUUUGCGUAGAAAGAGUAAAUGGAAAACCUGUCGAUGAUAUUGAGCAGUGCAUCGUGGAUAUUGUACUCGAAAUGAUUUGUUCCAUUCGUUCUGAACGAAAUUCAAACCGACGAGGCUUAUUGAAGGCUCUCGGUUACGUUCCAUUUUGCAUUUUGAACUAUGAGAUUGCCGGAAGCAAUGAAUCGAUUAGAAUGGCACUACUUGUAGAAUUUCUCAAAUUCGGGAAGCUGCCGAACAAAAUAGAAAUCCCUGGGACUCUGGAAGAAGACAGCGAUCAAGUCGUUGAACUGAAAAUCACAUGUAUUGAGUCCGCUACUCAUUUUUCCACUCAUAUCUUAAGAACCGCAGAUGCUAGUGAUAUUUACAUGUCUACUGAGUUAGAAAACGUAUUACAAUUUCUUCUAGGGGGAAUAGAUGACUACACUACUGGUAGCCGUGGUGACAUUGGCAGUUGGGUUCGUAUAGCGAGCAUGAAAUGUUUUAAAGAGUUAAUCACGUCCAUGAACAAUCAGAUGAAACAAAGAGUUGAGAGCCUCCUGAAGUAUGGAAUUCAUCGACUUUUAAGAAACUGUUUCGAAAAAAUAGAUAAGACACGACUCAUUGCAGCAGAAACUUUAAAGACUCUACAUAAUAAUCUUGAACCGUGUUACGUGCACAAAUUUGAAUUGGAUACAUUACAUGACAUUCUUUAUGAAUUUGAGCCAUCUUUGUUUCUUGAUUGUGACCGUCUCUUCCAAUGCGGAAUAAUGAUACUGAAGAGAAAUGAAUCUUUUGGACUUCCUGUCCUUUAUGGAUUUCUUGCUGCUUUGGGAAAUAGUGGUUUACAAAAUAAGCAAGCACGGAAAGCAAUAGAAUGCUACUUGAGAGACGGAGCUAAUGAUUCUUCUCAUAUAAUAACGUUGCUCCUGAAAAAUUUGCUACUUAUACUAACAAAUGAUAGCGAGACUCAUCGGAACCUCAUACCGAUCAUUCGAAUGCUAACUUUGAUAUUGGAGACAACUGAAUUAUUUAAUUCGGAAAUAGAAAGUAUUCUAAACGAGUUGUUUGUUAUUCUCAUUCAAUGUACAAAAUCUUCAAAAGACAUCAACCUGCUUUUGACUUUUACAGAAAUGCUGGUGGAAGCCUUGGUUCAUAAUAAUAAUAAUAAUAACGGCAUUGGCCAUGUCGCUCUUCAACGUCUGAUGCUGUACUUACUUCAUCCCUACGCAAAAGUGAGACAGUCUGUUUCUGAUAGAAUGCAAGUUCAACUAGUGACAUACGAGGAUCACUUUAUGCAAACUCUCGGAGAGAGCAACUAUAAACAAGCUAUACAAAUUUUAGAACAAGUCGGAUGGGAUAAGAAUUCCCCGACCAUGCUGAAAGAACAAAGAAAUCGGCUUUGUGCUGCUUUUGGUCUCGAUCCUCCAUCGAUGCCAUGUCUUCGGAAUAAGGCCUUAUCUCAUACUUCGUCACCGCCUUAAUUGUUUUUAUGACUUUGCAAACCUUUGACCUGUAAAAAGGAU
Messenger RNA from Galdieria sulphuraria, 3665 nucleotides. Its product is annotated as tubulin binding protein. Lineage: Eukaryota; Rhodophyta; Bangiophyceae; Galdieriales; Galdieriaceae. Gene Ontology annotation, biological process: tubulin complex assembly; post-chaperonin tubulin folding pathway; microtubule cytoskeleton organization. The record is from RefSeq and is a predicted model, not a curated record. The coding region runs from base 54 to 3623 and encodes 1189 amino acids. The transcript is spliced from 2 exons. Gene Ontology annotation, molecular function: beta-tubulin binding; GTPase activator activity.